CACGGCAAUAUCUAUUACUUGGUAACUGAACUGGUGGGCGGUGGUGAUCUUUGCAACUUCAUCAAGGGACAGAGGAACGGAAAACUGGAGGAGCAUUACACGAGGGUAUUCGCCCGACAACUUAUCUCCGCUAUCUCGCACAUGCACAACCAGGGGAUAGUUCACAGGGACUUGAAAAUGGAAAACAUCAUGCUAAAUCAAUCCAACGACAAGAUUAAAAUCGUGGACUUCGGCUUGAGCAACAUCUACAACGGGGAGAAUCCUUUGAGGACGCACUGCGGGUCUCCAGAGUAUGCAGCUCCGGAACUCUUUGUCGAAGGGAAACAUUACGGACCAGAAGUCGACCUCUGGAGCUUAGGCGUAAUUCUGUACGGGAUGGUCGUUGGUCAACUGCCUUUUAUAAGCUCAUCGCGCGACGGAGCCGUAAUAACCCCGCAGCAGCGCAGAAAGAAACUGCUCGAGCAAAUCAACAAGGGAUUAUCUAAUACCCACAAGAAAGCUUUGGCGUUAUUUUCUAGCGAGUUUAAAGCUAUGAUGGCCAAAUUACUAGUGGCCGAUUCGUCUAAGAGGAUUAAUAUCACCGAGCUCAUAUUCCAUCCGUGGGUAACGGAGAAGGGCCGCAAAGCCAUCCGCUCCAAUCCGCUGAAGAAAUUGGACGAAUCUGCGCAGAUGACUAUAUUAAAAGAGGUGUCUGAGCUGACGGGUUUGAACUUCUUGGAUAUUCAGAACGCCGUGAAGUCUGAUCAUCUGGGAAACAUCGCGGGUCUUUACAAUUUGCUGGUGCAUAGGAGGAAACUAACGCAUAUGGAAGGGGAGUCGAUCGUGACCCCGCAUUACACCACUCCAGGAAUACAGAUUAGCUCGAAACCUAUUCUCAACACUCCGCGCAUCUCCAAAACCAGAUCGACAACGCAAAGACACAACACUUUAAAAUCGGCACCGAUACAGAAAGGAUUAAAGCACGAAAUGUCGCCCACACGACGAAUCGAUAUGAUACCCUUGAGAGUAGAAAAAAAGCAGCAAGGCGAUUUGAAACAAGCCGCGCGGCAGUUGUCCUCGAAGGAAGCAGCCAACGUCAAAGAGCGCAGCGCGAACCUUCGGAGAUUGGCGUCUUCUCAAGAAAUUAAGCGCAUCAAAUGCGAUUCUCUUACACCCCAGGAUCCGACUCUAAGAAGCUCCGGAAGGAAGCGCAUUAACGACACCUGCGAGAAGAAAAUCGUUCGGCCGAUUCCGAAACUCCUCACCAAUCUCUCGCCCACACCUAAAGGCGACUCAAAGACUAAAUCCACUGAGUAUGAUCUAUAUAACGACUUGCUGUAUUCCAUGUCAAUACCCACGAGAAAUUCACGAAUCAACAGGAAGUCGACGGAGAAUGAUAGAAUUCCAUCGUCGAAGCAGCAAUUAAGAAGGACGACUCGAACGCAAAGCGCCAACGUUUCGCCGGAGAACGCAAUAAUGAAAUCAAUCCAGGUGGCUGCAAAUCGGAGACCUUUGACUACGGGCCCAACGCAUACCGCGGAAAGGGCAGCGAAGCGAAGGAGUAUGUUGCCAGUGAUGACGAACAGACGCAGCCCAAACAAAGGCGCAGCCACCGCGCCGAGUAAUCUUCUGUCUGCGACCCUCCAGAAGGUAUCCUCGGACAACGGCCUCUGCGAUGACCACAAACAUCAGGUCUCUAGUCCAGUAAAACGAUGUAGACAUCGCAUGGCAUUUUGCAACAAGCCCAUUGCGAGAUCAAUCGCUGAUUACGUUGCGAAAAACAUAUCCAGCAAAUUGGAACCGUCGAAGUGACUGCGCUUCUAUGGAUUUCUUCAUGUAUUUCAAAUUCAC
This is a messenger RNA of Nicrophorus vespilloides, 1830 nucleotides long. Its product is annotated as protein kinase kin1-like. Gene Ontology annotation, molecular function: ATP binding; protein serine/threonine kinase activity. NCBI's taxonomy places the organism in Eukaryota, Metazoa, Arthropoda, Insecta, Coleoptera, Silphidae. The transcript is spliced from 8 exons. The record is from RefSeq and is a predicted model, not a curated record. The annotation marks the transcript as partial. Gene Ontology annotation, biological process: intracellular signal transduction; protein phosphorylation. Gene Ontology annotation, cellular component: cytoplasm.